ACUAGGGUCGGCCCGGGCCAUGCGGCUGUCGAUUUGCUUCAAUAUCCAACACCCAGCACGAGUGCACUUUUAUUCAUGAAAUCGACACUAAACUAGGAAGCGCAGCUUCAUAUGGAAGACGGACCUUUGAUAACUGUGGCCGAAGCCGAACAGCCCGAGGAAGUCGAUGUGCUGCCGGUCGCUCCAGAUGAGGUCCUUGAUGAUAUCCGGUCUACCUCUCGAGCCUGCCAGGAGCUGCUCGAGCGACUUCGAGAUGCAGAUAGCUCUGAAGAUAGAUCAGGGUCAUAUCCAGAUGCAUCCAGAGAGCUGACUAGCUUUUCUAUUUGGGCGUCUGGAGUCGGUGCCUUUCGCCAUGGCCAACAAUCUCUAGCCUCACGGCUGAAGACCUCGCCAGAGACUAGCAAUAUGAUGAAACAACUACUUCUAAGUUUAAAAGAUGAUCUUGAAAAUCAGUUGCAAUAUGGCGACGAUGCUGAGUUUGAUGCCAGUGAUACAGACGAGUCGUCCGAUGGAUCGUCAAUAGCAGUAAAGGAAUCCGAUUCAGAGGCAGCAGAUGGUAUCAGAAACAACUCUAUAACAUCGCAUGGUCUUUGGAUGUCGAUACACAACACCAUCACCAGUCUCCGCCAGAUUGGCAUCAGCCUUCAUCGUGGUGGAACACGGCACCGACAGGAACGCAUUGAUCGAUAUGUCAACCUCGAUCGCAACAAGCAGCAAUAUGAAAUGUUUAAACAUUUGGCAUUGCAAAAAGUCGAAUUCUUAUUCCCGAACGCAAGCUCUGUAUUGCAAGAGCGCAUGGCGAAAUCCAUUGCGACACGCCGCGCUCGAUUCUCCUAUCUUGAGCAACAUCAGGUUAAACUUCAGGCUAUGGAAACAGCCGAGAAGCCACAAGAGCCACAAGUUUCAAUACCAAAGGCUAUCAAAGCUGCUGUAGCUGUCAUGGAGGAACAGGAAACCAGGCUUAGCCCUCCGUCUCUACGAAGUAGAGCAAUGCCCUCUUUGCAUCAACGAACUGAACUAUCCCAUACCGUUGCUACCAAAAUUGAGAUGCCUAAAAAGGCUGAGUCGGUAGCUUCGGUACAAAUACCGAUACAUUCUCUACCACCUAUUCCAAUCAUAGAUAGGAUCACAUCGUCAUUCAAAUGCCCUUACUGCUCUCUUACCUGCCCAUCAACCGAAGCCAGCUCCGAAGAAGCUUGGCGCAGGCAUCUCAUUGGCGAUUUUGAACCUUUUUUCUGCACAUUUGACGAUUGCAGUGACGUAUUUGAAUGUUCAGCCUCGUAUUCGUCGUGGUUGUCGCAUAUACAAAAGGCACACAUGCAGUCCGAGUGGCAUUGUUGGUACUGUCGGGAUACAACUUCGGGCUCCCACGCCCAAUUUUCGUCAGAACAGCUCUUCAAAGAUCAUCUAACGAAUUUACACUCUGAUAGAGUAACUGAAACUGUCAUGUCUACGGUUAUUAAACAUAGCGAAGGCAGGAACAGCCUCGCGUGCCAGACAUGUGCUUUUUGUGGUGGAUAUCCUGAAGAGAUUGAAGCAUUGCAUCCCACAAGAGAGAGUCCAGAAGCUCUGUUAGUUCUCGAAAACCAUAUCAAAAGCCAUUUUAUGUCACUAUCGUUGAUCCUCCUUCCAGUUGUGAUCCAAGGAGAGGCACAGCAGGAUGGUGGUGGGGAGUCAGACGCAGACAGAGGCAAUGAAAGCCAACAGGACUCGGAAAAUUUGGAAGGUCUCACAGAUCUCACAGAUUUAUCAGAUUGGAACAAUAAGCCCCGUUUCAUAUCAGAAGUGAGCCUACAUUGUGCCAAUAAAGAGUGCGACUGCAGAGUCAAAUCAUCCAUUCCAUCCGGUAUCUUCUCCUCAUUCCCAGCUACCAUGCCAGCGGACGUAACCUCUGACGAACGUCGAUACAAUGCAAUUGAUCCUGCAUUCUACUUCCUAGCUGACGGAAAGGAAUGGGAGUUUUGGUAUCCUUUACCGUUGCCUCCUGGAUCUGAGCCAACAGCACCACAAUACCCUAACAUUGAAGAUGACAAGAAAUUACGUGACUACUUUCAGUUACAGACCAGAGAACCUACACGCAUCCAGAAGCGGGUGGGUUUCCUUGGCGGGCCGAGGGAACAGAUUCUUGGACAUUUAUAUAAGAAUUUCCAUAAACACAACCCCCCUUUUACGUGGUACAAGAAAAGGAUACCGAAAGCUGCUCUCAACACAUGCAAUUGGAUCUAUCAGAAUAGGCCCGUACAAGACUGGGUAGCUGGCAACACGAAACUUAUUGUAGUUACUGGCACUACAGGAACUGGAAAAUCCGUGCUGGUUAAGCACAUGUUGGAGCCAUCUUUUGCGGACUCCUGUUACUUCAUCUUUUCAGGUAUUGGUGCAAAUUGGUCGAAUCACGCACUGGCCGCCAUAUUGAUACAAAUACUGGAAGACCAGCCAGACUUUUACAGUAGCUCAAUUGAGGAGGAGGUGAAAUCAGAACACUGGAAGUAUCGGUCAUCAGACUUCCUGUGCGAGAUGCUGGAGCGGAUAGCGAGCAAAGGGCGUCUGUCGCGUGUUUUGGUUUUCUUGGACGGCAUUGAGCUCUGUAUGAAUCUUCCUGAAAUGCAAGAAUACAUACGGCGUCUUAUUACUGUUAAAGGCAGCUGCUUCCGAUUUUUUGUUACAUCUCAGAGCGAAGGGGCUCUGGUGUCACUUUUGACAGAUGUCCGAUUCCACAAAAGCUUGAUCGACUUGGAUAACACGCCAGAUGUCGUAUCAGAUGCUGAGAUGGUGACAAAUCGUCAUCUAACAUUUAUGACCAAGAACGGGGGUUGGUCAUCUGAAGUUGCUAGCUGCCUUAGAUCACACAUACGGACACACCAACGGAACUUUCUUGAUGAUGCGUUCGUUAUUCAAUAUCUUGACUGGAAGCGCCCCUCUGCUAGCGCAUCGGAAGCAGUCCCAGCUGAUUACGGGAGUGUUGUAAACCGGCUGAUGCACGAAAAAUGGUCUAGCGAAAAAGACCGCAGGCUAAUAUUCAUGGCGGCAAUGUCGGAGUGGCCUCUCACAAUGGACGAAGUGGCCAAUAUAAUGGCCAUGGGUGAUAUUGAGAACGAUCCGAAUAAUGGGAACAUCAGCAAUGUCUUCCGUAAGCAUGCAAAUCUCGAAAACAUUGAGACGUAUCUAGAGCGCUUUGAACCACUCAUAUUUAUAUGCGAUGGCCGACUAUCGUUUGACCAACGACUGUUUCUCGGCACCAUGAUAAAGCCAUCGCCGCCAUCUCCCAAUCUCACAAAUGAUGUCGCUUUUCUACAUAUGGAAGAUAUUAGCAAGGUUGUAGCGACUUCAUGUGCACUUUACUUGAAUAUCUUCAAUCGCAUGACAAGAUCUACGUUGGAAGACGUUGGUGCCGUCAGUUUAUUGCCAUAUGCUGCCAGGAAUUUUAUCUAUUUCUUGCAAGGGAGCCACACAAUGGAUCUUAGAGAGAUUUCUAUGAAACUAUUUGAUACGUCAUCUCGGAGCUUUCAAGUAUGGUACUCUAGUUACCAGUCUACUCAGGGGGCAAACUACUCAGUCCCAAUUUUACCCUGCAACUCGGCGAUAGUAUCAGCCUUCUUCGGUAUAGAUUGGCUCACUGCCCGCUACCUAGACGAUGGUGAAGAUAUUAACGGGACCGAUGCAUCUGGUCGUACAGCGCUUUCUUGGGCUGCAUCUAGUGGACGACUGAAAAUAGUUACAACAUUGGUUAAACGAGGUGCAGAUAUAAGCGCCAAAGACAAGCUUGGGAGAACAGCACUCACAUGCGCAGCCGCUUCUUAUCAAAUGGUAGCUGCCAAACUUCUGCUAGACUCUGGUGCCAUGGUAGAAGUACAGAUGAAUCCAGACCACACUGUGGUUACAGCGGCGGUCAGAGAGGGCAUAACCAGUAUGAUCCAAAGCUUCAUGACAGCAGGUAUUGACUUCUCAUCAAGAGCGACUCUGUUGAAGUUAUCACUGGAACAUAAAAAGGAUGACAUAGCAAAGCUAUUUCUGGAAACAGGUGCAACGAUUGAUAUCAUAGACCUCGACAACGACAUGCUCCACUCAUUAACGCACGAUGCCUACACUGGAUCGAUCAAGAAUGGUGUUCUGCUUAAUUAUACGCAACAGUUUGGAAAACGUCGUAGUCGAUUUCCAAGGAAUUCAUUAAUUCGACUGCACCCUACUGACAUUCAGAAAGCAACCUUCCGCCUAUAUGACAACGCAGCAGCAUUGGACAACGAGUUCGCCCCCUAUGUUCAAGCGCUGAAAGAUUUGGAAUUGGGAGUCGGGCGCCGGCCUGGGCUACGAAAAGCUGCCUUUGGCAUAUGGAAGGACGUGCGGCGCUUCCAGAACGAGAGAACCCUUUUUGCCCUCGGCUUUGUGGCAGCAAAGACCUUGUGCAUAGAUUCGUCACCACAGUCCAUCAGCCGCAGGAUAGGCUGGCUUGAAACAGCAACUCAAAUUACCGAUGUGACCAGUCAAAUUGAUUUUGACUUUCUUCAAGCGAGCGAGCAAUUGCUGAUAGAGCAAUACGAAGCUAAUGGGCAGAGAGCAGACGCCAUUAGGGUGCUUCUGAAUAUUUGCAAUCGCCAGCAUCCUUGGCUUCCGACACCAGGUAUCAGUAGACUUGGGAUUUUAGUAGACUUAGCAAGACUCUAUGCUGAAGACGACAAUAUGGCCGAGUCAAUUGCGAUGCUGCAGAUAGUUUUAGAGGCACUGCCCUCUGAUCCAAAGACGCUGUAUAAGAUGGAAUAUCUCAAGUCAAAGCACCGAGACCCUACGAGCUCGGGUAUCGUUGAUGAAACUGGUUUACCAGGACCUUAUACAUCCGAGGACGGGUUCGUCGAGCCGGAAUUUGAAUCCGAUCGGUAUGCUGUACUCCACAUACUUCUUGUCGCAUAUUGCGAUGACAAAGCUUAUGAGAGUGCCUGGAAGGUCGUAGACCGACUUAAUGCUAUCAUGAGAGAUAGAGAUCGCGGUUAUAAGCACUGGCUGAAGAAGCCUUAGCCUUCUCCAGGUGUAUAAUUAAUUGUGUUGCAAAGCUGUCCUUUCAUAACUAUCUUUAUUGGGUUCUGUCAUCUUGCAUCAAUACUUGCUAUGAUCGACUAGCCGUGGUCGUACGAAGCACUUUUGUGGUUUGUUGACCACAUUCAAAUAUCCUUCAUACCCUGAAAGCUCCACUGGGCACUUGUCAAGCUCAAACAUCCACAGUAUUCUCGUAAGCAGCAUACGGACUUCCAAAUACGCCAGUCGUCUUCCAAAACAUCCUCUCGGCCCUGCGCCAAAGUUAUCAACGGCUCCGGCGCUCGCAUCAAAUAUCGUCUUGCCAUCAACUUCUUUUAGCCAACGCUCAGGCUUGAAUUCGUGUAAAUCAUCUUCGUUUUCCCAAAUUCUCGCCAUCUGGCUUUUCUUGGUUUCUUGUGAUGUAGUGCUCCGCAGACCUUCGUCGAUUUGUAGGGAUGGCUCGUGGUAUCCAGGACCCUUGUUCAUCAAGAGGAUAUUUGUACCUUUAGGGAUAUACUUGCCAAGAAGGACUGUAUCGUGCAUGGCCUCUCGAAUGGACCCAGCUGACGUCGGGAUAUAUCGAAAAGAUUCUUCCAUGAAUGCAUCCAAAAAGGGCACAGAAGUGCUAGCCAUUUCAGCAGCAGACGGCAUACGGUUCUCCGAAAAUGCUGUUGGAUAUGCGUCAAAGAGAAUUCGACGGAGUUUAGAUUGGUAUUCUGGCUUGUCGGAGAGGAGCUUGAGCAUCCAACUCAUGACAGCCGAUGAAGUAUCAUGGCCGGCAACGAUGAAAAGAUAUGUCUGCUUAGUGUUAGCACUCCACCAAGUUAUUACGAAAUUGUCGACAGAUUCGGUACCUCUCCAAUCAUAGAUGCUGAAAAGAAGUCUGGCUCACGGCCUUGUCGUUCAGCUUGUCGCGCUUCGCGGUCGACCAUAAGGUCGACAGCGUGAAGAAUACGUGGCUCUUCUGUGCUCUCAGCGCGCUUUUGAAUGGCCUUUGUGAUUUCUGUCUUAAUCAUAUCGGCUUUGCGGCGCAUUAGCAUUUUAAAUCGCGACGUGUACUUGUACUUUUGCCAGCUCAGAGAAUACACAACACUAUUCAUAAUCUUUCCACUAUACCAGACAAGAUCAAGCGCUGCUCCCAGGCUUGGGUGGUAUUCCGCCUCGCCAAACUCCAGAGGAACAUCGAGAUCGAUGUCUCCAUCCGUAAUCGACAUGCCAUUUACUAGCUCGAGCUGUGGCUUGAGUGCGGAGUAGGGAUAUUCGGGGCCAAAUGCAAAGGCUAGCACGCCGUCCAAGGUUACCCGAGACAUGUCGUCCUCAGCAGCAAAAGGGCGUCCCUGAGCGAGCUUGGUUUUCACUUUCCACAGUUCGAUGAAGUUGUCUGAAGCAAUCUCGAUAUUGGGCGUUGCAACAGUUUGUAAGAAAUUCGGUGUCAUGGUGUCUUGAACAAGGCGACGGUGCAUCUUAUGCUUCGAACCAGACUGAAGAUGAAUCUGGCUGGGACCAACGACUGGGUCUAGAAUAUCCGCAAGAGAUGAGGGCCGGUCAAAGUCUUUAGCUCGCUUCGUCAUAACAUCCAUAGUUUCUCGCGGAUCAGAUAGAAUGACCAUGGGCUUGGUGAAAGGGUUGAGGAAGACUUGCUUAAGCGGCGAGUUGGAGGAUUUGGCCUGCUUCACAAACCAUUGUGCAAAGUCUCCUGUGCUGGAAAGCUCAUGUAAGAAGUUGGGAAUAUCCCCAAGAAUGCGAGAUUCUGAGCCCUCGUUGUACGGAAUUCCGGGAAUAGGCUUAGGUAGCAGACGGCGGUAGAUGAUGUACAGGGUCGCAACGGUUGCCACUCCCAAGAGGGCAAGAUUGGCUGUAGUAGGCAUUGCUAGUGUUGAGUAUAGAAAAACAAGACGCUGGUAUGAAAUUAAAGAGAUAAAUGCCGCCCUGUAGUUGUUUGUUAGGUAUAUUGAGGGGGGGACUUCUGUGCUUUCAGAAG
Molecule: messenger RNA, 6985 nt
Organism: [Torrubiella] hemipterigena
Lineage: Eukaryota; Fungi; Ascomycota; Sordariomycetes; Hypocreales; Clavicipitaceae
Source: the annotation of a GenBank genome assembly